AUGCCCGUCCCGGUUCCCGAUUACAGUGAACCAGAGAAAAAGGGGAGGACCUCCAUCUCCAAUUCUAGCAAUGCUCUCUCAGACUGCGAGUAUCAUGGCAAUGUCAAGACCUGCAAAAUGAACAAAGCCGGGGCAAUCGUCCUUGGGUGCAUUUUGGGCUUUGUUGCUAUUGUCGUAAUCGUCAUUUCCGUUAUGGCCUAUCGCUCAAAGAAGAAGAAAAAUGCUGCCAAGUAUGACGAGAAGCUCGAGGCGUCACGAAAGGAAAAGAAGAAAGGGAAGAAGGGCAAAGGAGGCAAGAUUCACGGAGGAGAAGGGCACGAAGAUUCCCACUCUACUCACUCGUCGCGCUCCAGCAAAUCGAGCCGCUCGAGCGAGGACCGGAACAACGCCGUCACAGAGACGGCCGCGAACCAAGGAGACGCUGGAGAAAAGAGCAGUAUCAAGAGCAACGAAAAGCGCGACGUUGACUUUGGGACGAGCGACGUCCAGGACACGACGGCCAACAACGACUAA
Messenger RNA from Serendipita indica DSM 11827, 513 nucleotides. The record is from the annotation of a GenBank genome assembly. Lineage: Eukaryota; Fungi; Basidiomycota; Agaricomycetes; Sebacinales; Serendipitaceae.